This is a messenger RNA of Eimeria tenella, 489 nucleotides long. Its product is annotated as tubulin-specific chaperone a, putative. NCBI's taxonomy places the organism in Eukaryota, Apicomplexa, Conoidasida, Eucoccidiorida, Eimeriidae. Gene Ontology annotation, biological process: tubulin complex assembly; post-chaperonin tubulin folding pathway. The transcript is spliced from 2 exons. The record is from RefSeq and is a predicted model, not a curated record. Gene Ontology annotation, molecular function: beta-tubulin binding. The coding region runs from base 1 to 489 and encodes 162 amino acids. Gene Ontology annotation, cellular component: microtubule cytoskeleton; cytosol.
AUGGAGGCGUUUCGUCGGCAGCUCGUGAUUCGCCGCAAAGUGGUGGAGCGAAUUUUUAAGGAUUUAAUUUGCUACAGAGAAGAAGUCCUAGAGCACCAGCAAGUGCUGCAGCAAAUGCAGGCAGCAGGAAGAGAAGAAAGCGACAUUCGACAAAGACAAAAUGUGCUGCUGGAGACGCAGCUAAUGCUGCCAAACUCUGAACAAAGACUUGCUGCUGCAUGCAAAGAGUUGGGGCUGCUGCUGGCGGACAACAGCGCGGCGGUCGGCCCUGCGCUGCAGCAGCUGCAGCAGCAGCAGCAGCAGCAGCAGCAGCAGCAGGCAGCAGCAGCGGGGGCUGAGGCCUGGCUGCUCGAAGAACUCAAAACAAUUAAAAGUCUCUUCGCUAAAAUCAAAGCAGCAGCACCUAACAUUGAGCUGCCGCUGCAGGCCCUCGAGCCCCCGCAGCAGCAGCAGCAGCAGCAGCAGCAGCACGAAGAAGAAGAUAUUUAG